This is a messenger RNA of Micromonas commoda, 975 nucleotides long. RefSeq lists its product with no specific name. Bases 1 to 975 code for a protein of 324 amino acids. Gene Ontology annotation, molecular function: dioxygenase activity. The record is from RefSeq and is a predicted model, not a curated record. The transcript has 2 exons. NCBI's taxonomy places the organism in Eukaryota, Viridiplantae, Chlorophyta, Mamiellophyceae, Mamiellales, Mamiellaceae.
AUGGGAGCCGCGGACAACGAAGAGGUACCGGUCGUCUCGACCGAGCUGUACCACAAGGAUUUCGACGCGUUCGUCAAGGCGCUCGGUGCGGCGUAUGAGAAAUACGGCUUCGUGAUACUCCAGAAUCACGGCGUUUCCGACGACCUCAUCUCGAGGGCGCUCGACGGCAGCAAGAAGUUCUUCGCGCUGGGCGAGGAGGAGAAGAAGAAGUACCACCUGGCGGGCCUCGGCGGCGCCAGGGGGUACACCGGCUUCGGCGUCGAGACCGCCAAGGGGUCCACCAAGUACGACCUGAAGGAGUUCUGGCACCUCGGGAGGGACCUGCCCCCUGGGCACAGGUACGAGGACAAGAUGCCCCCCAACGUCGAUGUCGAGGAGGGGGAGUUCACCGCGGUGACAAAGGAGAUCUUCGCGGCGCUGGACGCGUUGGGCGGAAGGGUGCUCGAGGCGCUCGCCGUGCACCUGGGCCAGCCGCGGGAGUACUUCGGCGACAAGGUGAACGAGGGUAACUCCAUCCUGCGGGUGAUCCACUACCCGCCCCUGGCGAGGGACGGCGAGGACGGAGCCGUCGCGCUCGCCAACGCGGGCCACGUCCGCGCGGCGGCGCACGAGGACAUCAACCUGAUCACGCUGCUGCUGGGCGCGGACGAGGGCGGACUUCAGAUCUUGCGCAGGGACGGGACGUGGUUGGACGUUAACCCGCCGCCCGGGUGCGUCACGUGCAACAUCGGCGACAUGCUGCAACGGCUGAGCAACAGGCGGCUGCCGUCCACGACGCACCGGGUGGUGAACCCCGGGGCGGAUCGGGCGCAUCUGCCGAGGUACAGCAUGCCCUUCUUCCUGCACCCGAACCCCGACUUUGUGAUCGACACGUUGGCGACGUGCGUGUCGGAUAAGUACCCGAACCAGUUCCCGACGCCCAUCACCUCGGACGAUUACCUGCAAGAGCGCCUGCGCGAGAUCAAGCUCAAGUGA